Molecule: messenger RNA, 1672 nt
Organism: Rhopilema esculentum
Lineage: Eukaryota; Metazoa; Cnidaria; Scyphozoa; Rhizostomeae; Rhizostomatidae
Source: RefSeq, a predicted model, not a curated record
ACACAAACAACCAUUUCGCUGUUCUGGCGCGGAACUCUAUUCUGUGGUUCUGGCCGCUUGUUUUGUUUACAAAACUGGCAAUGCUAAAAUGGACCCCAAAGUAGAAAACACUGCAAAUGAUGGGGCAAAGAUUGCUAUUAAGAAAACGCGACAUGCCUCAAGACCUGUUCUAUCACGUGUGCUGAUAAAUAUCAUGAUCGACUUUCUGCUUCAAGAGGACACUAGGCCAGUGCCGGAGGACACACCUGUGUGGACAGAGGCAUGGGGUGAACUUCUAAAGGAAGACACUGAAAUUAAAUCAUACGCGAGAGGCAUUUCUGUGAAACAUCGAUUUUUGAAAUGGAUGAAGAUGCUUGAUUUAAUUACAGGAGAAGACGAGGAGCCAAGGCUUUGUAUUGCAGGCUCAAAAAAGUUAUUGCCUUCCAAGGACGAGGUCCCGAGAAUUAUAAGAGAUGCUCACAGAAUGGUGGGGGAAUUCAAGGCCAGCGACCUACAAGAAAGAAGGGAAGAUAAUACUGAGGAAGCAAAGUUAUGUAAAAAAGAUAAGCAUAAUUCGGUGGAAAAAGUAAUAAAAUUGAUAAAAAGCAAAUAUGUAUUUGGAGGCAGAGAAUUUGGUAUUCGUAAGACUGCAGUAUAUAGGGAAAUCUUGAAAUGCCCAGAAUGCUAUGAAGAAGGGAAACUAAAAAUACCUGGAAAAGAUGUUAUUCAGGAGGCAGAAUUGAUUGACCCUGAUUUUGGAAAUGAAAUGAAUUAUAUAUCCUUGAAGAAUGCCCCUGUUUCAUUCACUCUCAAAGGACCCUCAAAGAACUCAGUCUGGUAUGAUCAAGCAGGACUGGCAAAGAAGCGAAGUGUGUAUAAGAAGCUGCUUGGCGUGAUUAAAGAAGUUGGCAUUGAGAUAGGGAAAUCAACAGAGAAUGAUGCUUUAUCAAAAGAGCGGCUUAUUACAAAAUUGUGUUGCGCUGAGAAACUAGUGAGUGAUAUGAAGGAAAAAGCUGUGGAUAUAUUUGCAUAUCGCAUACCAACCUCACAUUUCCUGUCUGAUUAUGCAAAAUUGAAGUAUGAAUACUUGUCUAAAGAUAACAUUUCCCUCUACCUGCAAGAUAUGAAUUUUCUCAUGAACACUUACAAAAGUUUCAAGAAUGGUGCAUUUCUCAGCUCUGUAAAUGCAACCUUUAAAGAGCUGGCAAGAAAUGACAGAAUGUCAUUAAAGAUUGUGCCAGUUGGUGAUGGAUUAGUUUUAGCAGGACAUUCGUACUUGUCUGAGAAAUUUAAUAACAAUACCUGUUCUGAAAGCUCUACAAGUACAGAAACAGGUCCAGAAGAUGCUGGACCCCCUGGAAAAAUUCCGAGAUUGGACUUGGAAAGCUGAAGAUGUAAGAAUAAGAUAAUAAGAAUCAUGACCUAGAGGCAAAAUUCAUUCUAAAGAGACAAUAAAAGGUAGUUUUACAUGACAACUUCACUGGUGCAUUAUGCAAAGUGUGCCUUCGAAAUGUUAAAUCAUUGCUUGAAUAUCUUUAAAGACAUCAGUUUUGCUCAUCAAAAUCCUUAAAAGAUUUUUUUGUAAACAUUCAUUUUGUAGUAUUUUGUCGAUAAUUUUUUGACAGUGAUAUUUGUUUCCAACAAAAUUUCAUAAUUUCAUUGCCAAUAGAAAUGCAGCCUGUGAAGAUUCUAU